CGACUUUGUGGAAAAAUAUAAUCUUAUAAUACAUUCCGAUAAAUUAUCAGACAAUUAAUUAAUAUUAGUCGUUAUCGAUGUAGAGAUAUACGGAAUUAUUAAACACUAUCAGAGAUUUCAGUGCGAAUCAAUCAAUGCCAGCGGUGACGCGAAUUUUCUAAUCGAUAAACGGAUCGAUUGGAAACUGAUUUGCAUUCGGAAUAUACCUGCGAAAAUUUGGUAUGUGUUUGGGGUGAGAAAUGCGGUAAAGUGAAUAAUAGUAAAUUCGUUGUGAUGAAAGGGCCUUUAUGAAAUAGUGCUGUUUUGAUGUAGAUUGGAAAAAUUCUACAAAUGUGUCUAAAUUAAUAGUGGGCGUUUCGAAAUGGAGCCUAAUGAACCAGAAGUAGACCUAAAUAACGUUACCUCCGUGGAUGAAGAUGAUCUAGACGGUGACGAAAAUACUCUAAAAAAGACCUUACUAACUACAGACGAAAGGAAAUGGCGUCUCUCGUAUUUAAGAAAUUUGUUCGACACAUACAAACUUCAGGACCUCUUCAACCUGUACACGGAAAAAGUUAACCAUGGAUAUUUCUCGCUGUUUCUGAUACUCCAGUUGCUUCUAUGCUCAACGCAUUUUAUAUUCGUUGUUAUUAGUAAUACAGAUGACUUGAAUACAAUCGCACCGGACGCCAUCCUCUACGCCACCAUCAUCCUGACGUCCGUAACCACUCUAAUAUACACGGAAUGCAGACCAAUCGAAUACAAAUCGAUGAAACUGCUAUCCUCGAUCUUCUACACCAUGGUAGUUAUCGUGUGUUUCUUCGUGCCGAUUUACCACAGGAUAGUCGACGACCAGCGCUUUCGACCCGCUUAUUCUCCCCAUCUGAUAGUCGCCUGCUAUCUAUUUCUCGCCGCAGAUGAUAUCAUAAUCGCCAUUUCCAUCGGUUUCCUCGUCUCCUGCAGCCACCUGCUCACCCUCUACUUCGUCACAUACACUCACAACGUGGUCACCUGGAGAGAGAUAGCAUCUGAUGCCCUAUUUACUGCUUUUGUUAACGCUUUGGGCAUCUACUAUCGCUAUAUGAAUGAAAUAGUGAUCAGAAGGAGUUUCUUGGAUAGAAGAGACAGCAUAAUGAGCACCUACCAGUUGAUACACGAGAAAAACCAAAAGGUUCAAUUAAUGCAAAGCAUAAUUCCUGAGUACAUCAGAAAGAUAGUGGAAGAACGGUACGUGACCGCCAUACAAUCCUUCAUCAAACAGGGUAGAUAUCUGAAAGAAAACCCGUUUAACAAUCUUCUAUUGGACUCCCACGAAAACGUUUCCAUUCUCUUCGCCGACAUCGUCAAUUACACGGAAAUGACAAUCAAAUUAAAAAUCACCGAACUUUUGGACACUUUAAACGAUUUGUUCGGUUUGUUCGACAGCGCCUCAUUAGAGCUAAAAGUCACCAGAAUCAAAUUCUUAGGAGACUGCUACUACUGCGUGGCAGGUUUACCUCCAGAUGUGGCGGAUAAUCCAGCCGAAGCCUGCGUUGAUUUGGGCCUCAAGAUGAUAUCAAUUAUAAGUAACGUUAGGAGAAAGAGGAAUUUGAACAUAAACAUGAGAAUCGGCGUGCACAGUGGAAAAAUCAUCAGCGGUAUAAUAGGAUCAGUGAAGUACCAAUUCGACAUUUGGUCGAAAGACGUGGACAUUGCCAAUAAAAUGGAAAGCGAAGGAGAAGCCGGAGCGGUACACAUAACAGAAGUGACAAAAAACUUGCUAAAAAAACCGUACAGAAUCCACCCGAAAAUGAAAAAAUCCACCAACGAACAAUUCGAAGUCCUCGGCCACCGGACCUUCCUAGUACUACCAAUAACGACCACGGAGAGCGCCCCGACGACUCCCACGCCUCGCUCUUCGAUCUACCAGAAGCAGAGGUCCUUCCCCAACGCCACCCUGCUGUCGCAGCUCCAGCGGCUGCCCUCGGUGGUGGAAGACGACGCCAAUUACCUCGCGAUUUCCGACGAAUCCGCCCGGCAUCGGGGCAGCGUCGACGAGCGAAUAUACAAGAAGAAGAUCCGCACGAUGGAGAGCAGGAGGAGCACCAACACGCUGCAGAGGCGCACCGCUUUCAUGAACCACAACAUCAAGAGGUACACGGAACGCGCCGAAAUGGUGAACAAGGACAUCGAGACGAGCAUCAAGAACGAGUCGUUUUCGAAGUACAAGCAGUACGUUAAAGAGAAGCGCAUAAAUUUCUUCCUGUUGUAUAAAAAUUGGACGACUGAGUUGGAGUAUUUGAAAAUUCCUGACGCGCUUUUUAAAUAUUACCUCUUAGGCGCUGCGUGUUUGAUUGUUUGCGUUUAUUUCAUACAAAAUUUAACUUUAAGAACUUGGGAUUUGAGCACUUGGCCGUUUCUUCUCAUAGUACUGGUGGUACUGUUCGUGCUGGUACCCAGUGCGUGGAUGGAGUAUUUGUACAAUAAAUAUUUCGCCACGUACACCGGCGAAAUUCCGAAAAAUUUCAUAGUCCGAAUGGCGUGCAAGGCGUCGAGCGUCGUGACGAACGGCGUCUACGUCAGAUUAUCCAUAUUCCUGAUGGUUUAUUUGGGAUUUUUGUUUUGCGUAGGCAACGAAAUGGUGGACUGUCGCACCAAUUUCGAUUCGGAAGCCUCUCGAUACAAUUACACCGAGCAACGUAAACUAGUGACGUUGCUGUUUUAUUCGCAAGAGAAAUACGCCCGGGAAUUCGUGCACUGCGUCCUGCCUUGGCACAUGACAGAAACGUACGCGAUGGCCGUAAUAAUGAGUUUUCUCUUCCUCAGGAUGUUCAUUUGGUUGAAAUUCCUACUCGGUGCGCUCACUAUUACAUUGUACGGGUAUUGCGUGCUCGGAUUCAGUAGUGGAUACUACAAGGAGAGCGAGACGUUCAAUAACAAUCUUCAACCGCAAUUUGCUCACAUAAUAUCGACCGUUUUCCUCAUAGUAACGCUGCAUUUGGUGGACAGACAGACGGAUUACAUCAACAGAUUGGAUUAUUUGAGGAACAAGCAGAUCAAUUUGGAGCAGGAAGAGGCGAAAUUGUUGCAGAAAGUCAACGAGAAUUUGUUGUUGAACAUUCUACCGAAGCACGUCGGUACGUCGAUCGGUGAAUAUAUCGAUAAGUCGCUAAUUUAGGCGAUUGUUCCAGCUAAUUUGUACCUGGACGUAAACAGAGAACAGAAGGAGUUCUAUUUCGAGGAGCACAGCAACGUUGCCGUCAUGUUUGCAACGAUUAUCACCGAUAAGGAGUUGCUGACGAUACUCGACGAGCAGGAAUUGCUGCACUUGAUGAAUGCUUAUAUCACCGAAUUCGAUAUCCUGACGAACAGACGACAAUUCCGCGGAAUAGAGAAAAUAAAAAUCGCCAAAUGGACCUACAUGGUGGCCUGCGGCCUCUUUCCCGGUGGAAGGUCCAGGGAAAUCGAGCGCCACCAGACCAGCACCAGCUUGGACACCGUCCUGAAUUUCGCUUCGGAGAUGUUCAAGAAAGUUGAAUACGUCAACAAGACGCACUUCCAAAAAUCCAAAUUAAGAAUAGGCAUCAGCCACGGGGAUAUAGCCGCCGGGGUGGUGGGCAGCAAGAAGCCCUUGUACGACAUCUGGGGGGACCCGGUGAACAUGGCGUCGAGGAUGGACAGCACCGGCGUGGCGGGGCACAUCCAGGUGAUGGAGAACACGGCGGAUAUAGCGAGGAACCUGGGGUAUUCGUGCGUCGAAAGGGGCUUCAUCGCAGUGAAGGGGAAAGCUGAAAAGGUGAGGACGUUCUUCGUGGAGAUUAACGAUAAAUUUGAUUUGGUGAUGUGCUCAAGCAAAGACUAAGAGUACUCGAAUUCAAGUAGUUUUUCGAACUUGAGAUGUGGCGGAAAAUGUGAACUAAAUUUUUAUGUGUUCUAGUCAAUAUUAUGAUUGUUAUUUAUUGUGUUAAUAUGUAAAUAAUCCAAUAAAGAGGCUUUUGUAUUUA
Molecule: messenger RNA, 3962 nt
Organism: Phyllotreta striolata
Lineage: Eukaryota; Metazoa; Arthropoda; Insecta; Coleoptera; Chrysomelidae
Source: the annotation of a GenBank genome assembly